AUGUUCAGUCCAGAUAGCACUACUUCCCACACUACCGACUGUAGCAUCCCCUCUUCUUCCACCACCACCUGUUCCAGCCAGCAGCCAGCCUCAUCCGGCAGCUUCCUCUAUCAACCGUCUCCCGCUGGAGAGACACCAACAUCCUUAUCGCGAGCGCGUCGCCAUAAUCGAGUCGCUACCGACGACAGCCGUUCCCCCCUUCCAGCGGACACGACAGACACGCUUGGUACAGCCGGCUUUGACAGUCUGCACGAGCUCCUCGAGAGAGCGGGCUACAAGGAGACGCGCAUCGUCACUCCUGAUCGUCAUACCCUAGCAGACAUGUUUGCCAGGAAGCACGACUCUCCACCCAAGGAAACACCACCCAAGAAGCGAAUGGUCGAUGACUUCUCCUCAGACUCGCCCUCGCUUGCCGCCGACGAAUUGAGGCGGGCGAUGCAGAAGAGCGCAGCCGGCCGUUGGACACCAAAGUCAGCCACGAGCAAGAGCUUGCCAUCGCGCAACUACAAGCUACCGGCGAAGGAUGAAUCGUCCGUCCCACCUUUGCCGGAUGCACCCACACCAUCCUCGAGCUGGUUCUCCAACAUCUGGUUCUUUGGGCCCGGUACCGUGCCCAGUGAUCCGACGCACUCUGCUGGCGCAUCUGUACCGUCAGAGGCAUCCGAGCAGCAACCCGCAGAGCAACAGGUCGCGUCAUCAUCGUCAACACCAGCAUCCGUAUCCGCGUCAGCAUCAACCUCAAGAUCUACAUCAGCUUCCACUUCCGCAUCUGCAUCUGCAUCCACUUCGUCCACACGUCCAGCACCACCACCAGCCAAGCGAACAACAUCCAACAACGCAGUCUGGACGGCAAGCGUGGCGUACCGAUCCGCAAAGUCUCGCACCGCUCCUGUUCGCAAAGGCGCCGCGAUCUCUUCCAACGUACUGGAAAGCGACGCAGCGGCAGAAGAGGCAUGGAAGGCGUUACAGAACGGACCCUCCAACGGCGGCUCCAAGAGGCGACCUGGUCUGGUGGACGCCUUUUCCAGUCCCACCAAGAAGGCCACGACUAGCAAGGCUGUCAGCAGCAAGGACAGUCCGAGUCGGCAGCGCAAAUGGAGACAGGAGAGGGCUGCGUGGAGGGAAUCGCUCGGCGAUUUGCAAGCUAUGAUGGAUCAAUCUCGGAUGCGACGCGAGGCAGCAGCUGCAGCUGUAGCUGCGGCGGCGGAGACAGCGACUGUAGAAGAAGGUGUCGGUGCUGUUGCUGCUGAGAUCACAGGCGACAACGCUUCGUCCCCCACCACAUCACACGAUGCGGAAGCAUCGCCUGCAACAACGAAGACGGACGACGACCUGGCGAUUGCCAAACUGCUCUCCGGUCCAGCCCUGCCUUUCCUGUCCACCGACCCGGCCGUCGCCCCUCGCAACGGAUCCGCCACCCAACCAACCCACCUCAGCAUGCGGCGCAUGAAGAGCGUCGAAGUGCUCUCCAAGAUCAUUCGCGAGCGUCGCACCGUCGCCCCCUCCACCUCUUCCGUCCUGAUCGACACGGACUCUGGCACGAUCAGUCCGACGCACAGCCGCCGCUCGACCCCGCCCCGACUCACCGUCUCGUCCCCGCGUGGCAUCUCUUCGCCGAAAGAGCUCGCGCUGGAGGGCGUGGAAUUCGAGCCGACCUCGUGGUCUCCCGGUCGUGGUGGGGUGAUGAUCUCCAAUCGCAAAGUGGCCAAGAAGCCGCGGUCGAAGCUGCGUCAUGUGUCAUCGGGAUCCGACCUGCGGUCUGUCGCCGCCGCGGAUGCGCUCAAAAUGCCUCGUCGGGGGCGACCGAAGAGCCGGGCGCCGGAGGGAGAGCGUGGACCUGUUGCAGCGCUCAUUCGCGAUUCCGUCGGGACGCUUUCGCGUUCCUCCAAACCGCGUGCGUUGCGAAACGACAUGUACGUCUACGACGAGAACAAGGACGAGAGUGGUCAAGUGGACGACUCGCCGACGCGAAGCAAGUCUCGUCGACCGCAACGGGCCGUAUUGGCGCUAAGCGGGGCGCAGAAUCGAGCACAGACGGAAGAGGAGGAGGAUGUCUUUCGACCAACGCUCAAGAAGAAGGAUUUCGCGGCACGCAUUACGCGCACGAGCAAGAUCAUGCGGCUCAUCGAGGAGGCCGAGAACGUGCCGGUUGCCACUGAGGAGGGCGGGGAAUUGAGCGGUUCGCUCAGCAGAAGAAGCAGAGAGAGGAUGCAUACCAUCACCAGGGUGCUCGGGCAGAAGCAACCCUGA
This is a messenger RNA of Kalmanozyma brasiliensis GHG001, 2250 nucleotides long. RefSeq lists its product as uncharacterized. The coding region runs from base 1 to 2250 and encodes 749 amino acids. The record is from RefSeq and is a predicted model, not a curated record. The transcript has a single exon. Lineage: Eukaryota; Fungi; Basidiomycota; Ustilaginomycetes; Ustilaginales.